CAGAUGAUGAAGCAGAUGAUGUAUCUAUGAUUUCAGCUACAUUCCCAAACACAUGCAUAGUAACUCUUAAUAAAAUUAAGGAACAAUUUAAGUUCUAUGAUUUAGAGACAUCUAUUUGUGAUGCUCAUUUACACAUUGUUCUUGGAGAUAUUGAAGGUUUACAAUGGCAUCUUAACGUUGGGUUCGAUGAAAAUAGUUAUUAUGGACCUAUGAAUUUAAAGAGAAAUCUUUAUAUUGCAACAAAGAAGAUAUAA
This is a messenger RNA of Dentiscutata erythropus, 254 nucleotides long. NCBI's taxonomy places the organism in Eukaryota, Fungi, Glomeromycota, Glomeromycetes, Diversisporales, Gigasporaceae. The record is from the annotation of a GenBank genome assembly.